AUUCUGAUUGUCCACCACAUGUAGCCUACCUACUUAAACUACCUGACUUUACCUGAACUAUUACUUUUGGAUCAUCAUGGCUGCCAGUCUCAUGACAAGCGGACUCUGUCUGGUUUUGCUGAGCUGGAGUGUUCGUUGCUAUGCUGGUGACCAAGGCAUACAUUGGUCUCCUCUGAGAAGUUUGAACCCAGCCCAUGGUGCUUUCAAUGGUGGCUAUGGACCAGGUCCGGUCACCAACCAAUCUGUAGACGAGAGGUUCCCUCUGAGCCGUCAGCUUUCUUUGAGGAAGAAACCCAGUAGCAGCUCCAGGAAUGCUUCCCCUGUUUCCUUGUUUACUGUCUUGAGACCUACGUAUCCUGCUGGAGGGGCUCAGCAGAAAGAGGAGAAGGUAGCUGCUGCUGGUCUUGCCAGGACUGCUGUGCAUGCCUCCCCUGCCACAGGACUGGUUGCUGGUUCAAGUCCGGGCCAUGUUGCCCCCAGUGUGCGAAAACCAGCUAUUAAAGGCAUACCCAUCAACCUGAAGAAGCCUGCCUCUUCCCAGCGUUCCAAGCCUGCCUCUUCCCAGCGUUCCAAGCCUGCCUCUUCCCAGCGUUCCAAGCCUGCCUCUUCCCAGCGUUCCAAGCCUGCCUCUUCCCAGCGUUCCAAGCCUGCCUCUUCCCAGCGUUCCAAGCCUGCCUCUUCCCACCGUUCCAAGCCUGCCUCUUCCCACCGUUCCAAGCUUGCCCCUCUCCACGUCUCCAAACCUGCCCCUCUCCACGUCUCCAAACCUGCCCCUCUCCACGUCUCCAAACCUGCCCCUCUCCACGUCUCCAAACCUGCCCCUCUCCACGUCUCCAAACCUGCCCCCCUCCACGUCUCCAAACCUGCCCCUCUCCACGUCUCCAAACCUGCCCCAUCACAUGGCUCUCGGGUUUCCCCAGCCCGUUCAAAGUCCUCAGACUCUCUGCAUCGUGCGGCUGUUGCUUAUACAGGCCUCCCUGGGAAUGCAGCAUCUGUCAGCUCUGGUAUUCGGGGUUCCACCAUCUCUGGGAAGGGCAAAGCUGAGAGACCAGAGUUUAAAGACGCAAGCCUUGGUGUGAGGAAACCUGUUAAGGGCUCUCAAAGUUCUUCCGCCAAGCAGGAGGAACCCAUGAGGGCCCCUAAAGUCAGGAUGUGGUCACAGAAGCCUGAUCCGAUGCCCCCCACAGAUUCCAGUGAAUUUGUACCUGGUGAACUUUCCCACUUGAAGGCCGAGUAUGAGCACGGGGAGGAAGUCUUUGAGACUGACGUGUCUCAAGAAUCACCUCAACCACAGCGCUCUGAAGAGGACUCUACUGAAACCACACCACUGAAGCCCCGUUGGUCAAGCCAUGAGGACCAAUAUCUCCCCUUUGUAAGAGGGAAACUACCUCCAGGCACCCUCACUCACUUCAGCAGUAACUACGAGCAUGGCACCGACCACUGGAGAGAUUCCCUCUAUUUGCGGAUGCCCUACCCUUACGUACCAGUCUCAAGCGAUGAAUGGGCUCCUCAGCUUCCGAUGUGGAAAGGCCACAAGGUUCGGGUACAGGAUCCACCUGAUGUUUCCAGUGGAGCUCAAGGCAAGAAGCCCAAACGAUUCCAUGUGAGCCGUGGCUUCCAUCCAAGUAAACCUGCCCUUUCCAGGUUUCAAGCUCAGGGAGAUGACCAAACCAACUUGCAAUGAUGUCUUGUAACUUUCAAUAAAACAAUUUUUAUUCA
Molecule: messenger RNA, 1719 nt
Organism: Osmerus eperlanus (European smelt)
Lineage: Eukaryota; Metazoa; Chordata; Actinopteri; Osmeriformes; Osmeridae
Product: proteoglycan 4-like
Exons: 4
Coding region: 77-1684 (535 amino acids)
Source: RefSeq, a predicted model, not a curated record